AUGGUUUUUUUUGAAGCUAACGACUGGAGUCGAUCCCUUAAGCGACUAGCUAAAUCAGCCGAGCUCAAGUUACAUGCCUUGACUCUCCAAAUGCAUACUGCUCAUGUCUUGUCGGCCCACGAGGCUCUUCAAGUACGAAAUGCAACUAUCGAAGAUAUCAAAGCGCAGAAGAACUGGCUUGAAAGUGAAAGGACUAGUUUAUUGAGCCAACUUCAACAAGUUACUGAGGACCGUCAAAAGGUAUUUCACCGAAGUCGUUCUGCCUGGACAGUGCUAAGGGCGUCUUCACCUAGACGAACUGAAUUCCAACAUAAGAUUCAAAGCAUCAAAGAAGGUGAAUAUGCCGCACUGAAGCAGCAAGUUGACUCGCUUCGAGCAGAGCUCGGCAUGACACCCAUUCGUUCAUUACAAUCUCUGCUGGAUGAGAAGUCAGCUGCGUGA
Molecule: messenger RNA, 441 nt
Organism: Cantharellus anzutake
Lineage: Eukaryota; Fungi; Basidiomycota; Agaricomycetes; Cantharellales; Hydnaceae
Exons: 4
Coding region: 1-441 (146 amino acids)
Source: RefSeq, a predicted model, not a curated record